This is a messenger RNA of Psammomys obesus (fat sand rat), 2825 nucleotides long. It is a transcript of the gene Irf2, whose product is annotated as interferon regulatory factor 2. Gene Ontology annotation, cellular component: nucleus. NCBI's taxonomy places the organism in Eukaryota, Metazoa, Chordata, Mammalia, Rodentia, Muridae. The transcript is spliced from 9 exons. Gene Ontology annotation, biological process: immune system process; regulation of transcription by RNA polymerase II. Bases 876 to 1925 code for a protein of 349 amino acids. Gene Ontology annotation, molecular function: RNA polymerase II cis-regulatory region sequence-specific DNA binding; DNA-binding transcription factor activity, RNA polymerase II-specific. The record is from RefSeq and is a predicted model, not a curated record.
GGGAAGAUCUGAGGAGGCUGCGGUCACCGCUCUGCAGGGCAGAACCGUUAUGGGGGCAGCAGUGUGCAGAGCUUUUCCCAGUGCUCCCGGGACUCUUUGGUAACUCCCUACACCUGUACACAGGACCCUUCAUGUUUCUAACUCCCUCCUGUGCCGAGUCCUGUAAGAAUCAAGAGGUUUUAUCAUACCCAACUCCCAGAAUCUCAUUUCCAAAGCAAGGUCUCCGAAUGGAUAGACGAUGAGUGAGUUAAGUGAAUGAAUGAAUGCACGGAUGGAACAAAUUUGAGAUUCAGGAAAAGCAGCUCUAUUUUUUUUUUUAUCACCGUCCCAAAGAAUAGCCUCCUGGCGCCUGCCGAUGCUGCACGAGACCACCCUUCCAUGGCAGCUUUGCCUGGCUUGCUUAGAACUUGCCUGGUCCUUGUGUUGCACGUUUACUGUGUAGAAGGUCGGACUUGUCUUUACAAGAUUAUACAUUUUACUGUAAGGAAUGAAGUUCAUCCUCUGAAAGAGCCCACAGUGUGCAUGGGAAGUGAGGCUGUGCACAGCUGAAAAGUUUCUAGGCCUAAUAAGAAAUGAGAUGAAAGCUGAGACUAAAAACACAUGUCCUGCAGUGAUGUCUGGUCCUCAGGUAAUCAGGGUAAGGUCUGUGAGUGGUGGGGGAGUUGGAAGAGGAAGGGUUACUGCAGGCUGGAGUGAUCUGGAAUGACCUUUUUGAGAAGAAGUACAGAGGCUAGGUCUUGGGAGAUGGAUGAAGACUGACAAGGUCAAGGAGGAAGGAAGAGCUUGGUGUGAGCAAGAAGCACAGUGGACUUGAGCUUUGGGAGGGGAGCCACUCACAGAGCAAAGGUGAGUGGCUCCCACGUAUAAAGGGCACCAUGCCAGUGGAAAGAAUGCGAAUGCGCCCAUGGCUGGAGGAACAGAUAAAUUCCAAUACGAUACCAGGGCUAAAGUGGCUGAACAAGGAAAAGAAGAUUUUCCAGAUCCCCUGGAUGCAUGCAGCUAGACAUGGGUGGGAUGUGGAAAAGGAUGCACCGCUCUUCAGAAACUGGGCGAUCCAUACAGGAAAGCAUCAACCAGGAGUAGAUAAACCUGAUCCAAAAACAUGGAAAGCAAACUUUCGUUGUGCCAUGAAUUCCUUGCCUGAUAUUGAGGAAGUGAAGGAUAGAAGUAUAAAGAAAGGAAACAAUGCCUUCAGAGUAUACCGGAUGUUGCCCUUAUCCGAACGACCUUCUAAGAAAGGAAAGAAACCAAAGACAGAAAAAGAAGAGAGAGUUAAGCACAUCAAGCAAGAACCAGUUGAGUCAUCUUUGGGGCUUAGUAAUGGAGUAAGUGACUUUUCUCCUGAGUAUGCGGUCCUGACUUCAGCUAUAAAAAAUGAAGUGGAUAGUACGGUCAACAUCAUAGUUGUAGGACAGUCCCAUCUGGACAGCAACAUUGAAGACCAAGAGAUCGUCGCUAAUCCACCAGACAUUUGCCAAGUUGUGGAAGUGACCACUGAGAGUGAUGACCAGCCAGUCAGCAUGAGCGAGCUCUACCCUCUACAGAUUUCUCCUGUGUCUUCCUACGCAGAAAGCGAAACUACCGACAGUGUGCCCAGUGAUGAGGAGAAUGCAGAGGGGAGACCGCACUGGCGGAAGAGGAGCAUUGAAGGCAAGCAGUAUCUCAGCAACAUGGGGACACGGAACAGCUACCUGCUGCCCAGCAUGGCGACCUUUGUCUCUACCAACAAGCCAGACCUGCAGGUCACCAUCAAAGAGGAGAGUUGUCCAAUGCCUUACAACAGCUCCUGGCCCCCAUUUACAGACCUCUCCCUCCCUGCCCCAGUGACCCCCACGCCCAGCAGCAGUCGGCCGGACAGGGAGACCCGGGCCAGUGUCAUCAAGAAGACAUCUGAUAUCACCCAGGCCCGUGUCAAGAGCUGCUAAGCCUUUGACUCUCUCCCCAGUGGUUGUUGGGAUUUCUUAGCUUUGUGUUGUUAUUUGUUUGUAUUUUAUUUUUUCCUCUCUGAUACCUAUCUUAGACAAAUCUAAGGGAAAAAGCCUUGACAGUAGAAGAUUGAUUGCUGUGUCCACCUCCCGAGCAGGAGCUUCUUUUUAACUCAGGACUCCAGCCCCUCGGAGAUGCGUAUCUCUAGAACCUGCUGGAUCUCCCAGGGCUACUCCCUCAAGUUCAAGGACCAACAGCCACACGGGCGGCGGAGGUGCUGCGUCGCCUACGGUCAAGGCCAGCAUGGUGGAGUGGAUGCCUCACAAUGGGCAAGAAAAUGUGAACUAGCUGGAAUUUUUUAUUCUUGUGAAUAUGUACAUAGGGCAGGACUGGCCAUGUGGCGGUCUGCCUCUGCACCUUAUCUUGAAGCACUUACAAUAAAUAGGCCUUCUUGUGAUCUUGCUCUCCUUCACAGCACACUUGGCGCCCCCUUCUGUGCCCAUUAGCCCAUUAUACACCCCUCCCUCCUCAACACCUCCAUCCCAGCCCACUUCCCACCCCUCCCUCCACUACCCCUCCAUCCCAGCCCACCCUGUUCCUUUUCUCCUUUUCCUCUCCUCAAAGGCAAUUGUUCCACAUCUUAGACGAGGAGGAGGAGAAGAAAAUGAAUUUCUCCACAGCUGUCCCAUUUUAAGACUGCUUGAAAAAAAAAAUCUUUCUAAUCUGCUAUGCUUGAAUGCCACGCGGUACAAAGGAAAACUGUCAUGGAAAUAUUAUGCAAAUUCCCAGAUUUGAAGACAAAAAUACUCUAAUUCUAACCAGAGCAAGCUUUUUUAUUUUUUAUACAGGGGAAUAUUUUAUUCAAGGUAAAAUUCUAAAUAAAAUAUAAUUGUUUUUUA